UGUCCGACAGCGGGCGCUAAGUAGGAAGGUUGAACAGUCAAUGGGUUCAACUCAAAACAUUUUUUGUUUCCAGUCGACAAGUUGAUGUUUGAGUGCGGCGUUUUUGAAAGUCUGCAUGCUGAAACUUUUAACUGACGAAAUCGCACGGGUUUCUUAAUUAAAUAUGGACGAACUAAGGCAUCAGGUUAUGAUAAAUCAGUUUGUUCUUACAGCCGGAUGCGCGGCAGAUCAAGCAAAGCAGCUUCUACAAGCUUCACACUGGCAGUUUGAGACUGCUCUCAGUACAUUUUUCCAAGAGGCUAAUAUUCCCUACAGCCAUCAAAUGAUGUGCACUCCAGCCAACACGCCAGCGACACCCCCUAAUUUCCCAGAUGCCCUAGCCAUGUUCUCUCGUCUUAGAGCCUCCGAGAGCUUCAGCAACAGCAGUCCCAUCGCUUCUAUGGCUACAUCACCAGCUCCUCACACCAACUGGGCCAUGAGCCCUCCGGCAACCCCUGGUCACCAGGGGCGAUGGACUCCAGGUCAGCUCAUGCCGCAGUCGCCGUCACCGGGCUGGCCGGCGGCUGUGACUCAGCAAGCCUCUGCCGAGCAUGCUAGCAUCAUCAUGGAGGCUGAGAGAUAGAGACUGCUUUCACUAGCCAUCACACCUUACACAAAGAUGGAGGAUGGACCUUCCUCUUAAUGAUUUCGGCAGGUGUGGAUGUAAAACAGUGUGACGAGAGCACUGGGUUGCAGUGGAGGGACAGCGUGUGGCCUCUUCUCUGAGGUCACAUGAGAUCUGGGAUCUUUUCGAAUGCUUUUUUUUUAUUUUUUAUUCUAGCGAUUACCAAAAAGAUGUACAGAAUGAGUGAUUAUGUAGCAUAUUCACAGAUAACCUCGGACAGAUGAAUGUGUUACUGAAUAUUGUCUUCAGUUUCAGCAGUUCUCAAGUAAUGGUGAAAACUCUAUUUUGCACUGUGUACUAAACACCUGCAGUGGAUCUAAGGUUAAAAGAAUAGUUGCUCACCGUCAUGUCAUUCCGAACCUAUUGACUUUCAUUUUAUAGACAACAUUUUCUUCAAAAUAUUCUACAGAAUAUUAUAUUCCACAGAAGAAAGUCAGUCAUGCAGGCUUGGAAGGACAUGAGGGUGAGUAAUUGAUGACAGAAUUGUGUUUUUGGCUGAUCUGUCUAUUUAAUUGACAGGUUUACUGCAGAAAACACAUGAUCUUUUGACCUGGUCUGUCAUUUUUUACUUCCUUAUGACUCCGUAAUGAACUGAAUUGGCAUUUUGUAUUAAAAUUAUGGUUUAGGCAGUUUUUUUUACCCAGAAUGUUUAAUUCUCUGGUUCUGUUUAGCACUUACAGCACAUUUGUCUCUUACCACAAAUCCCCAUUUGUCCCUAUAAGAAUAUUUUCUUUUCACGAUCAUCUCCCUGUAACGGUUCACACUGCCUCCACAAUAUUUGUGGACUAUGUGAUGGUUUUCAUUUCCUGUUUAUGUUUUUAAAUAAAUAGUGUAUAUAUAUA
Carassius auratus (goldfish) is the source of this 1506-nucleotide messenger RNA. RefSeq names its product UBA-like domain containing 1b (gene ubald1b). The record is from RefSeq and is a predicted model, not a curated record. Lineage: Eukaryota; Metazoa; Chordata; Actinopteri; Cypriniformes; Cyprinidae. The coding region runs from base 164 to 622 and encodes 152 amino acids. Gene Ontology annotation, molecular function: protein binding. The transcript is spliced from 3 exons.